Messenger RNA from Bombus huntii, 878 nucleotides. RefSeq names its product U4/U6.U5 small nuclear ribonucleoprotein 27 kDa protein (gene ytr). Gene Ontology annotation, cellular component: precatalytic spliceosome. NCBI's taxonomy places the organism in Eukaryota, Metazoa, Arthropoda, Insecta, Hymenoptera, Apidae. The transcript is spliced from 3 exons. Gene Ontology annotation, biological process: RNA splicing. Bases 354 to 827 code for a protein of 157 amino acids. The record is from RefSeq and is a predicted model, not a curated record.
AGUCGUCAGCUAUAAAGUACAUCACGAAGCAUAACACUGUUUUUUGCUGUACAUACUAAGAGAUCAUUUACACCACAAGAUACUAUUGCUAUAUUAUAACUGAAGAUCUUAUCUACUAUUAUUCUGUGAAUGAUAUGAGCAUACUAAAUAUAGAUAUUAUAUAGUUAUGUAGCAUAAUACUACAACUGUGUUAGACAUAACCUAAUAUGAUUCAAUUUAUGUAAACAUAACCUCUUCAUUCUAUCAAUUAUAUAUUCGAUAUAAGAACGUUCGUGCAUAUAUGAAUAUGUCCAUUCGACAGCCUUUAUCACGUUAUUAUUAAGUUAAUUAUAAAUAAUUAAGUAAUACGAAGUAUGGGACGUAGUCGUACACCUUCACCAGGAAGAAGAAGAGAUCGGUCUCGAGAUCGUGAUCGAGAACGCGAACGAGAUAGAGAUCGAAGAAGAAGACGUUCUCGUGAAAGAAGAAGAAGGUCCGUUGAACGAGAUCGAGUAAAGUCGAGGGAUAGAGAAAGAGAUCGUGAUCGUGAACGGGACAGACAUAGACGUUCGUAUAGCAGAUCUAGAUCAAGAGAAAGGGACAGACCUAAACCCAAAUUAAAACCCACAACAGAACGUCCUGUGAUUACAGAGGCUGAUCUUCAAGGAAAAACACCAGAGGAACAAGAAAUGAUGAGAAUAAUGGGCUUUUGUGGUUUUGACACUACUAAAGGCAAAAAAGUUGAAGGGAAUGAUGUAGGAGCCGUACAUGUUAUUCUUAAACGAAAGUAUAGACAAUACAUGAACAGAAAAGGAGGAUUCAAUAGACCAUUGGAUUUUGUAGCAUAAAAAUUAUAAAUGUGAUGAUUCCAUAAAAUUCUUUACCAUUGAUAGAGAUUC